Aureobasidium melanogenum CBS 110374 is the source of this 1926-nucleotide messenger RNA. Its product is annotated as kinase-like protein. NCBI's taxonomy places the organism in Eukaryota, Fungi, Ascomycota, Dothideomycetes, Dothideales, Saccotheciaceae. The transcript is spliced from 3 exons. Gene Ontology annotation, molecular function: MAP kinase kinase activity; ATP binding. The coding region runs from base 1 to 1926 and encodes 641 amino acids. The record is from RefSeq and is a predicted model, not a curated record. Gene Ontology annotation, biological process: cellular hyperosmotic response; protein phosphorylation; MAPK cascade.
AUGGACUCGUCAACUCCUUCAGAAGACUCGAGCAGUCCGCUGCAGUCGCCCUCAUCCAUAACCUCUCCGACAGAGUCCCCAGACUCGACCCGUCCACACAUGACGCCUCACUCCGUUUCUUCACCUCCACCUACCUCAGCCAACAACAUGACACAGUCGUCCACCCCUCUGGGUAAUGUCAAUGCUGCGAGACGACCUGCUCCCACCGUCAGCACCCUCGGUCGUGGAGGCGCUGUCGACCCUGAUAUUCUUGCCAGAAUGAAGGCCUUCCACCUGAACAGACAAGGUGCUCCUGCUGCAGGUCGCAACCCCCCAAGUACUCCUGGCGCUACAACUCCUGGCGCUGGCGGUCCAUCACCCACCGGUCCCCAGAUGCAGAUGCCUGGUGGUCUUCCUGCUAACUUCCGUAUGCCACCUGGCGUGCCCGGCAGCCGCCCGAAUCCUUCCAGCUUUGCUUCAUCCCCCAACGUUGGCGCUGGCAGAGGCCCCUCACUCGCUGAAAAGCGUGGUCUCAAAAUGCCUGGAGGUCUUCCUGGAGCUCCUCCAGCCGCCGGUGGCAGACAAAAACCUAAGAUGACCUUGUCCAGUAUGGGCGGUGGUGCCAAUGGCGACUCGGCUCCUCCCAAGCAAGAAUCCCAAAUGGAUCGAUACGCUGAAUACAUUGACAAAGAGACUGGUAGUCUGAAAUUCGCGGGCAAAGCCGUCCUUAACAGCAGAGGAGUCCAGUUCUCAUCAGGUCAAUCAUUCCAGAUUUCGCUGGACGAAGUCGACACUCUUGAUGAGCUGGGCAAAGGAAACUACGGUACAGUCUACAAGGUCCGUCAUUCAAGACCGCAAAUGCGCAAGGUCGGUCAAGGUUUGGCUGGUAACAAGGCCGCACCCGGCGAAACAAGAGACGAGACGGCCGCUCCUCGCGGAAACACAACAGGCAUAGUCAUGGCCAUGAAGGAGAUGCGUCUCGAACUCGAAGACUCAAAGUUCGCUACCAUCAUCAUGGAACUCGAUGUCUUGCACCGUUGCGCUUCUCCCUUUAUCGUCGACUUUUAUGGUGCCUUCUUCCAAGAAGGAGCCGUCUACAUCUGUAUGGAGUUCAUGGACGGUGGUUCCAUGGACAAGUUGUAUGGCGACGGUGUACCUGAAAACGUCCUCCGCAAGGUCACUCUUGCGACAACGCGUGGUCUCAAGUCUCUCAAAGAUGAACAUAACAUCAUUCAUCGCGACGUCAAACCAACCAACAUUUUGGUCAAUACGGCUGGUGCCAUCAAGAUUUGCGACUUCGGUGUCAGUGGAAACCUCGUUGCUUCGAUUGCAAAGACAAAUAUUGGAUGUCAGUCAUACAUGGCUCCUGAACGUAUCAGCUCUGGUGGAGUCGCUCAAGCUGGCGCCAAUCCUGGCGGCGGUACCUACAGUGUUCAGAGUGAUAUCUGGAGUUUGGGUUUGACCAUCAUUGAGUGCGCCAUGGGCAGAUACCCUUACCCGCCCGAGACAUACGACAACAUUUUCAGUCAAUUGAGUGCCAUUGUAGACGGAGAGCCGCCAGAUCUUCCUACCGGCGAGUUCAGCGACGCAGCACGCAACUUUGUUGCAGGCUGUCUAAACAAGAUCCCCAAGCUUCGACCCACAUACGCCAUGCUCCUUCAACACGCAUGGCUUGCCCCAUUGAUGAAGCCGGAUGUUAUUUCGGAAGAAGAUGAAGAGGCAGCCGAAGCCGAGGAAGCAGCCGAAGCCGACGCAGCACAAGGAGAAGGUCUUGGUGCAUCGGAGAGUGAUAAAUGGGUCGACCGUGAGGUUGGUGAAUGGGUGCGCGGACAGAUUGAGAAAAAGAGAAAUGGCACAUUGGGCAAGAAGGCGAAGCCUGCACUCCACGCCGCACCGCUCGAUGCCACAUCCAGCACCAAGUCCAACAAGGGUGCAGUGGCAGUAUAA